Asparagus officinalis (garden asparagus) is the source of this 3273-nucleotide messenger RNA. RefSeq lists its product as uncharacterized. NCBI's taxonomy places the organism in Eukaryota, Viridiplantae, Streptophyta, Magnoliopsida, Asparagales, Asparagaceae. The transcript has 5 exons. Gene Ontology annotation, molecular function: phosphatidylinositol binding. The coding region runs from base 200 to 3103 and encodes 967 amino acids. The record is from RefSeq and is a predicted model, not a curated record.
UUAGAAAAAGCGAAGACGAAAAGAAGAAGAGAGAGCAAUAAAUGGCGUCGGGCUAUCUACCGCAUCUCAAGAUCGCCGCGAAAAAUUCUCCAGUUUGAGCAAAGGUAAGCCUCCGAAUCUUCACGUUCUCUCUCUAUUUCUUCUUUACAAAACCCUAGCUCUCGCGAUCCAUUAAAACCCCCAGAAACCCUAAUUCCUCAUGGAUGCACUCGAAGAACCCUCCCCUCGAGACUCCCCCAACUCCGACGCCGACGUGUCAUCGCCGGCGGCGUCGUCCAAUUACUCUUCUUGCGAUGGAUCGGAGUUCGACCGUUACUGCAGUGCGAAUUCGGCGUUGGGGAGCGCGAGCUUGUGUAGUUCGGUUGGGAAUCACAGCGAACUGUUGGAGUCUUUGAAGAGUUCUCAUCGUUGGAAUGGGUUCGAUGGGUUGUUGGAUGUCGGCGGCGUUGAAACCCCGAGAGGGAAUGGUUCAGGAUUGAGUCCUCCGAGCAGGAAUAGAACUGAGUCCAAGUUUUCCCGAUCGUCGUUGGAGAAUUCGAUGAGUUUUAAGGGAAAGUCUACUGAAGAUUCGGAAUCCGAGGGCGCGAGUUUUGAUUAUGGGAGGCAAAAUGGUUAUCAAGGAGACGUAGUUUUGAUGGAUCGAAGAAGUUCGCUGGCGAAAGUUAGAACUGGGUCCGACUCAUUGAUGAAAUCUAUGGAUGAUUCGUCGUUGGAUAAGGGUAAAUCUUCUAUCAAUGCCACAAAUUCGACUAUUGGAAGUGGAUUGAGUGAAGAAGAGACUAAGUUUGGCGAAAAUUUAAGUUGUGAAGAUUCAGAAGGUGAGGCCUCGAGCAUUGGUUAUGGCUCUGGUGAUGAGAGAAGGAUUCAUCUUGUAAUGAGACAUAAACAGCAAGUUAGUAAAGAAAGCGAUAAUGAGACUGGGAACCCAUUGUUUAUGAACUCAUCGGUGGCUUUUGGGGCUAAUGACUGGGAUGAGUUUGAGCAAGAAAGAGCAGGAGUUGAUUUAGGAUCACUGUCAUUAUAUGAAGAUAGUCUAAUGCAGCAACAGCCAUCAAUAGCUUAUGUAGAUGGUCCCUCUGUAAAAGAAACAAAAAUCGAUGUCAAAACUCAGUUGAGAGAUAAUGAAGUUUCGAGCUCACAAAAAUCUUUUUCAGAAGAACCUUCUGUGGAAGCGACAUCCAUCCACAGUGAGGAAGCACCUCAUUCUGAUUUAGGUGAAACUUCUUCGAAACAGAUAGUGGAUGAAUUGGAACUUACAGUUACUCCCCUUUGUAGUAGUAUUUUUGAACAGUCCUUUCAUGCCCUGAAUAGAGCUUUCGAGAGAAAAGGUACUGAGGCCGAUGACAUUGAUGAGGUUGGUAUUGGUCAGGAUUUGGCUCCUAAAAGCAUUCUAGUCACGAGUACUGAGUCUAUAGAUGUCGUUGGGGAUGAUCUUCUACUGAAUGAGGUCAAGAACGUGGACAACUCUGAAUCCUGUGAUGAUAUGGUUCUUGAAAUGGAGGAGAUUUUACUGGAUUCAGGCAACUCACAUGGAUCUAGGUCCGUUAAUUCAAAUGGAGGUUAUAAAACUCCUCAUUCUCAGCAUUUCAGAGAUGGCAGUUCGACUGCUUCUACUUCUGGAACUGAUGAUGUAUAUCCCCUUCUUCAGUAUCCUCCAAACAUCGAUCGGGUUGAGGUUAUUGGUGCAAAACAAAAAAAGGGAGAUGUUUCUUUGGGGGAAAGGCUAGUUGGGGUCAAAGAAUAUACAAUAUACAAGUUGCGAGUAUGGAGUGAUAAGGAUCAAUGGGAGGUUGAGCGCCGUUACCGUGAUUUCUUUGGUCUUUACCGUCAGCUAUAUGCUUUCUUCAUGGACCUUGGCCUGAGCCUUCCUCCUCCAUGGUCCAGAGUUGAGAAGGAAUCCAGGAAAAUAUUCGGGAAUGCUUCUCCAGAUGUUAUCAGCAAGAGAAGUAUUCUUAUUCAAGAUUGCUUGCAGUCUAUCUUGAACUCCAAAUACUCUUUUGGAACUCCUAGCUCGAUGGUUUCUUUUUUAUCCCCAGGCCAACCCUUUCCUAACUCUAGCUUAUUAAAAUCCCUUGUUCCUCAAUCUCUGCACAAGCUUGGGAAGGAUCAACUUUUGAAGUCAUUUAGUUUGUCUUCUUCUAAAAAUAUUUCCAUGUUGGGAAAGACCAUUUCCCUUGUGGUUGAAAUAAAACCUCAUAAAUCUAUGAGACAACUACUAGAAGCCCAGCAUUACAUGUGUGCUGGUUGCCAUAGACAGUUGGAUGCUGGAAAGACCCUACUACGAGAAAUUGUACAGACUAUUGGAUGGAACAAGCCCCGGUUUUGUGAAUACACCAGUCAGUUGUUUUGUGCUUCAUGCCAUACAAAUGAUACUAUAGUUCUGCCUGCGAAAGUCCUACAUCACUGGGAUUUUUCUUUAUAUCCAGUGUCUCAAUUGGCUAAAGCAUAUUUGGAAUCUAUAUAUGACCAGCCCAUGCUUUGUGUGAGUGCCGUCAAUCCUUUUCUGUUUCCCAAAGUGCCGGCUUUGUUUCAUGUUACGGGUAUCAGGAAGAAAAUAGGAGCAAUGCUUCCAUAUGUCCGUUGUCCAUUUCGGAAAGCUGUUCAAAGAAGCCUUGGUGUUCGCAGAUAUCUUCUUGAGAGCAAUGACUUUUUUGCACUCCGGGACCUUGUUGAUCUCUCCAAAGGGGCAUUUGCAGCUCUCCCAAAUAUGGUAGAGACAGUUUCAAACAAAAUCCUCGAGCAUAUCACUGAGCAAUGCCUUGUGUGCUAUGACUCUGGUAUCCCUUGUGCUGGCCGACAAGAUUGUGAUGAACCCGCAUCCCUCAUUUUCCCAUUCCAGGAAGCUGAAGCGGAGAAAUGUCCUUCAUGUGGGUCUAUCUUCCACAAGCCAUGCUUCGUCAAACUCAUGGGCUGCUGUCCUUGUGGAAAGCUCAAAGGCAGCAGUCAAAGGACAUCAGACCGAGCAAUUGAGCCCGCUGGCUCAAGUUUAUCAUCUGGUCUUCUAUCUGAGAUUUUUUCGAAGGAAAAAGCAGAUAAAAUGUUUAGGCCUAAGAACAGCAAUCCUGUGAUAUUGAUGGGUUCUUUGCCAAACACUUCUUUGUAGUCACUGUAAUGAGAAUUGUUGUUGUUCAUAGUAUUGUUGGCAUGAGUUGUAACAGAUGCCUUGUAUUCUGGGAUAUUGUGAGAGGUGAUUUUAUUCAAUUCUUUUGUAAAAGAUGACAUGCGUGUGAUAAUAAUGUGAAGGUAAUAAAGUGAACGCCUUUGGUUUAGGAA